AUGAACAAGCAGCAAGCACCUGGAGUUGACGAAUUAUGGGUCCAACACCAGCGCCGAAAUCACAAGACCACGCAGUCGUGGGCCUGUAUCCAUUGUCUCGACCGACGGAUUUUCUCCAAUUCCGACGACCUGUGGCAGCACUGCCUUCACGAUCACAAGAACAAGCUUCCCGAAGACGAGAGCGAGCACCGGAGAUAUCGCACGAAAUUCGAGGCUGAAUCAGUGAAAAAGAUACGGCGGGUGCAGGCUACAGCCUUGCGAAAAUGGAAGACUUUCAACGCUGGUGCUGACCCAACUCGUUAUAGCGCAAAAGAUGACUACCAGCCUCGUAAGCCUGCAUUCAACGAGGCUAGAAAUGCACAGCCAGAGCCGAUGCCGUCUCAGAUGAAACGACCACUGUCCUCACCAGCUCCUACCCAAAGUAUCUCUAGUUUGCGCGAGUUGAAUAUUGGCACACCUGGUGGCAGCGAGGAAAUCGGUAUGAUGAAUGUGUCUGAGGACAGUCAUGAAAGAGAUCAGCCGCGGAAGAGAGCUGCUGUAGGAGAUGGCAUCUCUGCUGGUUCUGCUAGUCCUGCUCGGGAAACAUCUGCUUCACCAUUGCCUCGUCGCUCCAAGGCAAGGCCAACAUCAGCACCGGGACCAGGCGGGUCAGCGAUAGAUUCUCAGCAACCUUCCAUGUUCGAUGCACAAAGACCACAACAUAAUGGAAAGAAACAGUUGUGGAAUCCAGAUCAAGACACACCCCUUCCCCGUGGUACCUUUGACCCUUCCAAUAUUGCCUCUAUACAAGCGCAGAAGUCGAGACAAGCUUUGCAAAAUAAAUCUCGUAAACCACAAUUUCAACAAUCACCUCAAACAAUGGGUUCAAGGCCACCUUCAGCCCAGACUGCUCUGAACACUACUCCGUCUGCAAUUUACGGAAAGCUGGCUUCGACUCAAUCUCAAGCAACUUCUAGAGAUGACUCGUUCGAUAUAAUGCUACAGCCAGAGACCAGACCGAUAUCACAAGAGCAGCUGGUUGCAGAAGUAAAAGGCAUCUAUGCCGGCUUGGUUAUGGUUGAGGCUAAAUGCAUAGAUGUUGACAACAAGCAAGCCGCGCUGGCUGCGGCUGAUACUGGAGCAACACCGCCCAAACUGAAUAAUGAGCAAUGGCAGGCUCUUAUUGCACUCCAUAGAACUUUGCUUCAUGAACAUCAUGACUUCUUUUUGGCUUCGCAACAUCCUUCCGCAAGCCCUGCUCUAAGACGUCUUGCGUCGAAGUACGCUAUGCCCGCUAGAAUGUGGCGUCAUGGAAUCCACUCGUUUCUUGAGCUAUUAAGGCAUCGUCUACCGGCAUCUUUAGAUCAUAUGCUAGCGUUCAUCUAUCUAGCUUACUCGAUGAUGGCGCUAUUAUAUGAAACAGUCCCGGCAUUCGAGGAUACGUGGAUUGAGUGCCUUGGAGAUCUCGGACGUUAUCGAAUGGCAAUUGAAGAUGAUGACAUCAGAGAUCGAGAAGUUUGGACUGGUGUUGCUCGACACUGGUAUUCGAAAGCCUCUGAUAAAACCCCGACCACGGGUCGUCUAUAUCACCAUCUAGCAAUUCUCGCAAGGCCUAACGCUCUCCAGCAGCUCUUCUAUUACUCUAAAUCUCUCUGCGUGGCGGUUCCGUUCACCUCUGCUCGCGAAUCAAUCUUGACGCUUUUUGAGCCGGUUUUAAAUUCAGAUAAUGCUCAUGGCCAGUAUCGACUUCCCCCUUUGGAUACUGCAUUUGUUAUGGCUCAUGGAAUUUUGUUCACCAACCGAGAUAUGCAUAAGUUUGAAUCCACGGUUAAAGACUUCCUCGGCUUACUAGACAAUCAAAUUGGCAGAGUCACGCGGAAGUUUAUGGAGCAAGGGUAUCAUAUUGCCGUUGCCAACAAUGUUGCAAUGCUCAGCUUUACGUCUAAUGACAAUGUACUAAUGAAACUCAUUUCUCAAUCCACUAAAGAUGGAGAGUGCCCUGAUGUUUCUAUGGAAGGAGGAAUCCCAGAUGUCUCUGCUCAGUCCAUGGCCUAUUUCAAGAAUGCUCAGCACCUCAGCAACGAAACCACAGAAAUUGUUUUACAGCGAAUCGGAGAUCCUAAUGUCCUGCCGUUCAUCCAUGUUACUCUCGUUUUUAUUUACUUCAUGUCUCGCCGUCGUGGCACCAUGAGCUUUCUUCAGGCGACAUUUCCUUGGGUGGCGCUGUCGACAAUGCUUAAUACGUUACUGAGUUCCUACAGCACGCCUGGUCGUAUCGAGGAUGACAACUUCCCUUCUCCAGAGAAAGAUGACACUCGGCCGUUCCCAGAAGACUUUGCAAUGCGAGGCCUUCUGUGGGCAGAAGAAUAUUUCCCAGAGGAAUGGUUCACCAAAGAAAAAAUCGAUGAAGAAGAGAAGUAUCACGAGCGUCCUUCGAUGACGGCUCAACGAAAGGAAAGGAUUCUCUGGCUUGCUUGUAAGAUUUGCUCUCUUGGUCCUUGUAUUGCAUAUGACGGGAAGAGUUUUUUUGUGCCUUCAAACGACCAAGACCUCCCAUCCAGGGCAUCAACUUUUGCAUCAGCGACAACUGCCAGUACGCGUACGGGGACUUGGGAAUCACAGGCUGCCGAUGAAUCUGACGUCGAAGAAGACUUGUCAUCACCAACGAUGCCUACUACAGCAGAGCCAUUUCAUGAUGAUUGA
Lachnellula hyalina is the source of this 2682-nucleotide messenger RNA. RefSeq names its product EST/SMG-like protein (gene ESL1). The record is from RefSeq and is a predicted model, not a curated record. The transcript has 2 exons. Gene Ontology annotation, biological process: nuclear-transcribed mRNA catabolic process, nonsense-mediated decay. Gene Ontology annotation, molecular function: telomeric repeat DNA binding; telomerase RNA binding; protein binding. Bases 1 to 2682 code for a protein of 893 amino acids. Gene Ontology annotation, cellular component: telomerase holoenzyme complex. Lineage: Eukaryota; Fungi; Ascomycota; Leotiomycetes; Helotiales; Lachnaceae.